GUGGUCAAUUUACUUUCGACUCAACAGUCGAAAUGAAGAUGGCCGCCGAGGUGAGGUGGCUUUUAAUUUUUCAUGUAUUUUUGGUAAUUAAUACGGUACUCGGCGACAUACCUCAUCGGAAAUUUGAAUACAAGUACUCGUUCAAACCACCGUAUCUCGCACAAAAAGAUGGCAGUGUGCCUUUCUGGGAAUACGGAGGAAAUGCAAUCGCGAGUGCAGAAAAUGUGAGAGUAGCUCCAUCAUUGAGAAGUCAAAAAGGUGCAAUAUGGAUCAAACAGCCAGUUAACUUUGACUGGUGGGAAGUAGAGUUAAUAUUUAGAGUAACAGGAAGAGGAAGAAUUGGAGCAGAUGGUUUAGCAUUUUGGUAUACUAGUUCGAAGGGGGCUUACAAUGGCACUGUCUUCGGCAGCGUUGAUCAGUGGAAUGGUCUUGGACUCUUCUUUGAUUCAUUCGAUAAUGACAAUAAACAUAAUAACCCUUACAUCAUGGCUGUUCUCAACGAUGGCACGAAGAUUUUUGAUCAUUCUAAUGAUGCUGCAACACAAUUGUCUGCUGGUUGUUUGCGAGACUUCCGUAACAAACCAUUUGCAACAAGAGCAAAAAUUGAAUAUUACCAGAACAUUUUAACAGUACUAUUCCACAAUGGAAUGACAAAUGACGAUCAAAGUUAUGAAGUAUGUUUCCGCGUUGAAAACGUAGUUUUACCGAAAGGUGGAUACUUUGGAGUUUCUGCUGCUACAGGUGGUUUGGCUGACGAUCAUGAUGUAUCUCAUUUUUUGACGCAUUCUUUGUAUCCUCCUGGUCAAGUGCAAUAUGAUGGGCAAAAAGUUUCUAUGGAGGAGCAGCAAAAGCUUAGUCAAGAAUAUAUGGAUUACCAGAAAAAAUUAGAUCAACAGAAAGAGGAUUAUCGCAGGGAACAUCCUGAAGCACGCCGUGAAAAAGAAUUUGAGGAAUACUUUGAAACUGACAAUCAAAGGGAACUGUUACAAAUUUAUUCUGGCUUAAGUCAAGUGUAUGAUUCUUUACGUGAACUCAAUAAAAAAUCAGAUGAAAUAAUUGGAAGGCAGGAACGAUCACUCAGUUUAAUAUCUCAGCUUCAAGUAGGAGGUAUACAAGCAACAGGUGGCCAACCAGGUCAACAAGUUCAAUUAAUUGACACAAUACGGCGGCAAGAAGUUGACACUUUAUUGGCAAAUCAAAAUGCUAUACUGAAUACAGUCAGAGAAACUAAAUCUUUCGCGAAUGAUAUAUACACUAAGACUGAUACCAUUCUUAACAACCAAGCUCGUGCUCCGACUGCUCAAGUGCAACCGAUGGGAUACGAAUACCAUUCACUCAUUUCUGAAAUACAAGAGGGGCUCAAAACGUUAAAGAGAGAGGUUGGACAAGUAAACACUAAACUAAAUAGUGGCGGUGGAGAUUGUCCUACAACAAAUUGUUUAACAACAACAAUGUUCUUAUUAUUUGUGGCACUUCAAAUGGUGAUUUUGUUUGCAUACAGUAUGUACCGGGACAAUAAGGAAGCACAGGCGAAAAAGUUAUAUUAAUAAUUGGUUUUUGAACGUACAGUAAAAGAAGCAAAAAUACAGAUAACAAGUUCUGUCCUUGCAUACUGACUCAAUGUUUAUAUCCAUGAAAUAUGCAUUUUGUUGAACAUUUGUAUAAUAAAUGCAUUCUUCAUCCGAGUUAGACCUAACGAAAUAGCAGAGAGCGAUAAAUACUCUCUAGGCGCGAUGAAAAAUCACUUCACUCAGCUUGGUAUAAUUCAGUCGAGUCAAUAAAUUUUUUCAGCGUAUGAUUUUUUUAUAAGUGCGAAUCAUAGACAUAUAGAGACAAAGAUGACAAAAUGUGAACGUUAUAUUAAAAAUAAAAGAAAAUAUUGGAGAUACAAUUAUGAAAAUUGGAAUAAGACAUGCUUUGUCGUGUAGUUGUUUAGGGGAUUGUUGUGUAUAAUAUAUAUUUUUUUAUUGUCUUUCAUCAAGAAUAUCUCGCGUAAUGCGCACAUGCAUUUUUUGCGCAUUUCGUUUAUUAACAUCUAUCACUACUUUCUUUUUCUGACAUAAAGAUUUUUUUUGUAGCGUCACAUGGGAUAUAUUGUAUAAAUGUUAUGUGAUUUUCUCUGUCUCUCUCUCUUUUUAAUUGGGAAUCGGCAUACCGAGAAUUGAAAUCUACGAUUUUCGAUUGGAGGAAUUUGAUAAUCCUCACCAGUUAUACAUUCUUGUAUAAGAUAUUUAUUGAUCUGGUAUUACAUUCCCUUAGAUGAGUGAUGGUAUAGGUAAGGUUUGCAUUUUGAAUGUGACAAAUACUUCGGAAUAAAGAACAUAAGAGAUGAACGUGGCUCUAUCGAAUUCAAAAGACGAGUGACUUUAUACUUCGCAUAUUAUCCGUGAUGUCGAACAAUCAUAACGUUCUCAAAUCUGUAAUAAAAAUGAAAGAUCGAAAUGAUUUUGUUAAGGUAACAUGUACUUUGUAAGUGUAUACGGUAUAUCGAGUAGCAAGCAUAGGAAGAACUAAAAUUAUUCGCAAACUCGGUAUUCCUAUCAAUCUUAUUGCAUUUGUAAAAGUUUAUGAAAGAUUGUAAAUGUAUAAUGAAAUAUAUCUGAUAAUAAAAACAUUAAUGGAAAAAACAGAAA
Molecule: messenger RNA, 2633 nt
Organism: Megalopta genalis
Lineage: Eukaryota; Metazoa; Arthropoda; Insecta; Hymenoptera; Halictidae
Gene: ergic53
Product: lectin, mannose binding protein ergic53
Biological process (GO): endoplasmic reticulum to Golgi vesicle-mediated transport
Cellular component (GO): Golgi membrane; COPII-coated ER to Golgi transport vesicle; endoplasmic reticulum membrane
Molecular function (GO): D-mannose binding
Source: RefSeq, a predicted model, not a curated record